AUGCGCGAUCGUGCGGGCGAGUUGUAUGACUAUCUCGUAAACCUCAUACAGCACGAGGAUAUCCCCUUGUCACGUACAGGAGGCGAGGACGCGCAGGGCGGAGUCAUUCUUGUCGGAUGGUCUUUUGGCUCGGUCUGGGCAACCGCUUUCCUAGCGCAUGAACCCUCAUUCCACUCCGAUAUAAACCUCGGCAAGUGGGUGCGCAGAGUGGUCUCGUACGCUCAGCCGGGUUCCUCGGGCAGGCAGUCCCUCCAGGAAUAUACCUUCCUCUCGUUGACCAGUCUAUGCCACCCGUAG
Messenger RNA from Dichomitus squalens LYAD-421 SS1, 297 nucleotides. RefSeq lists its product as uncharacterized. The coding region runs from base 1 to 297 and encodes 98 amino acids. The transcript has 2 exons. The record is from RefSeq and is a predicted model, not a curated record. Lineage: Eukaryota; Fungi; Basidiomycota; Agaricomycetes; Polyporales; Polyporaceae.